GGGCGGGGCCCCUCGGCGCGGUGGCGGCGCGGCGCGUGCGCGCCCGGAUCGGUGGUUGAGUGCGGAGGGAGCGGGGCUGGCGCGCGAGGGGCGCCGAGCAGGGUCCGCUCCCGGCGGGCGGCGGGUCCCCCGCGCACGGAGCUGGGGGCGGCGCAGAGCGAUCGCCGGGACCCGAGAGGCCCCAGCGAGGACGACGCUGGUCUUCCCGGUCCCGUGGGCCAUGCAGGGCUCCGGGGCGCUGCUGCUGCUGUGGCUUCCUCUAGUGGCUGCGAGUCCCCUGCAUGUAUUCCGGCCUGGCCGUGGCGUUUGUAUUCUGGGGGCACCCCGGGAGCCCGGGCUCGAGUCGUUUGUGCAGCGGGUGUACCAGCCCUUCCUGACCACUUGUGCCAGGCACCGCUCCUGCAGCACCUACAGGACUGUCUACAGAACCGCCUACCGCCAUAGCCGCCCGGCGCCUGCUGGGUCUCACCUCACCUGCUGCCCUGGCCAGCCGCACGCCAGCAGGUUCCCGGGCACAUGUGGCCCAGCCUGCCAGCCGCCGUGCCAGAACGGGGGGACCUGCGUGAGGCCUGGACGGUGCCUCUGCCCUGUGGGGUGGCAGGGUGCUUUCUGCCAGACUGACGUGGAUGAGUGUCGAGCCGCGGACAGCGGCUGUCCCCAGCGCUGUGUCAACACCCCGGGCAGUUUCUGGUGCCAGGUUCAGGAGGGGCAGUGCCCAUCGGCCAGUGGGGUGCUCUGUCCGCCCGAGAGAGGGCCCCCGGGGGCGACCUCAAGCCCCUUUCCAGGGACCCGCAGCGAGGUGGAGGAAGAGGUGCGGGCACUGCGCUCCCGGGUGGGCGCGCUCGAGCAGAAGCUGCGGUCGGUGCUGGCCCCGCUGCGCGGCUCCCCGGACCCCGGCCGCCUGCUGGCACACUCCCUGCGGCAGCUUCAGCGCAUUGACUCACUCAGCGACCAGGUGGCCUUCCUGGAGGAGCAGCUCGGUUCCUGCAGGAAGGACGCCUGAGGGCCCAGGAGGGGCCACCCCGGGAGCGCCCACCCGACCCUGGGAAUAAAAGCCGAGAGCUCGGAGCAGUGUGUCUGUGGCUGACUGAAAGGAGUCCGGGGCGGCCCUGCGGGAGGGGCCCUGACUCAGCGCAGCAGGGGGACCGCCCAGCCCCUUCCUGGACCCACGCAGGCCCCAGUGACUGCGGCUCAGCCUUCUGUGUGUGUGUGUGUCGGUCCGUUUAUAAAAACAAGGGCACCGCGUUCUCGGCCCUGCGAGGCUGCGGAGGCCCAGUGCUCGGCGCCUCUCCCGAGAGCUGCCACUGGGCAAGGCGGGUGGCGGCGUCCAGC
Sorex fumeus (smoky shrew) is the source of this 1332-nucleotide messenger RNA. It is a transcript of the gene EGFL7, whose product is annotated as EGF like domain multiple 7. Bases 221 to 1003 code for a protein of 260 amino acids. Gene Ontology annotation, biological process: anatomical structure development. The transcript has 9 exons. Lineage: Eukaryota; Metazoa; Chordata; Mammalia; Eulipotyphla; Soricidae. Gene Ontology annotation, cellular component: extracellular region; cell surface. Gene Ontology annotation, molecular function: signaling receptor binding; calcium ion binding. The record is from RefSeq and is a predicted model, not a curated record.